CCUCUUCAUCUUCAUGGUAACCAAAUUUCUGAUGGAGGUGGCGAAGCACUGGCAGAGGCAUUGAAAGUGAAUAAAACUCUCACCACUCUUGAUCUUGCUAGGAAUCAAAUAUCUGAUGGAGGAGGUGAAGCACUGGCAGAGGCAUUGAAAGUGAAUACUACUCUCACCACUCUGGACCAUAGCUACAAUCAAAUAUCGGACGGUGGAGGUGAAGCACUGGCAGAGGCAUUGAAAGUCAAUAAAACUCUCACCAGUCUGGACCUUAGCUACAACCAAAUAUCGGACGGUGGAGGUGAAGCACUGGCAGAGGCAUUGAAAGUGAAUAAAAGUCUCAACACUCUGAAUCUUGAAAGGAACCAAAUAUCUGACGGAGGAGGUGAAGCGCUAGCAGAAGCAUUGAAAGUGAAUAGAACUCUCACAGCUAUAAGAACACUCUUCGGUGUACAAUGCCACAAUGGAAAAAACAUUCACUCACAUUCACACUAUGAAAACGAAAAUGAAAUUCUCCUGAUACCGGCAACACAUUUUGAAGUGAAACGUAAAGUGGACCUUGUCUCGAACAUAAUUGAACUUGAAGAGACAACUUCAUCUUGCGUGGAUGGUGAAUCCCCAUUCGACAAACCACAGUGCGAAAAUCAACAAAUGGAAGCACAACUGCACGCACUUGAUUCCACGUCCGACCUAAAGCUGCAGGGUACGAGAACUGGCGAACAAGACGCGCAAGUAUUGGCAGUAGGAUUGACAUUGAAAAAAACUCUCACCACUCUGAAUCUUGAAGGAAAUCAUAUCUGGGGGUGGGGGCGGCGGUGUGAAGCGCUUGGAGAAGCAUUGAAAGUGAAUAAAACUCUCAUCAGUCUUGAUCUUGGAGGGAACCAAAUAUCCUUUCCGGGAGGUGAGGCACUGGCAGAUACAUUGAAAGUGAAUAGAACUAUCACCAGUCUUAAUCUUAGAGGGAUCCAAAUAUGUGGUGAAGGAGAUGAAGCACUGGUGGAGGCAUUGAAAGUGAAUAAAACUCUCAGCACAACAAUUCUUUGCUUUUCCGAUGUUUGGACGACAUUAACUAGUUUCGAGAAUAUUCAAAUAAAGUGA
Messenger RNA from Didymodactylos carnosus, 1089 nucleotides. The record is from the annotation of a GenBank genome assembly. Lineage: Eukaryota; Metazoa; Rotifera; Eurotatoria; Philodinida; Philodinidae.